Messenger RNA from Linum trigynum, 7285 nucleotides. NCBI's taxonomy places the organism in Eukaryota, Viridiplantae, Streptophyta, Magnoliopsida, Malpighiales, Linaceae. The record is from the annotation of a GenBank genome assembly.
GCAAACCCGCCCUCCGCCCCCCCUUCUCAGUUUCACUGCCGUAACGGAACAGCUGUGCUGAUCGGAAGACUUUCAAAACUGUCUCCGUCCACCACCCCCGCCGCCAUUGUAGUGAGAUGCGAUGGCCGCUAUCCGCUACCGUGCUCCUCCGCCCGACCGGGCGCUGCCCAAUCAUACUCCUGAAGACGAAGAGCCUUUCAACAUCAUUCCAGUCCACAACCUCUUAGCUGACCACCCUUCCCUCCGCUAUCCUGAGGUCCGUGCCGCUGCGGCCGCGCUUCGUGCCGUUGGGAACCUCCGGCGCCCUCCGUACGUGCAAUGGCACCCUUCCAUGGACCUGCUCGACUGGCUGGCCCUCUUCUUCGGCUUCCAGCGCGACAACGUCCGCAACCAGAGGGAGCAUCUAGUGCUACACCUGGCCAACGCGCAGAUGCGGCUCACUCCACCGCCGGAAAACAUCGACGCUCUCGACCCUGGGGUUUUGCGGCGGUUCCGCCGGAAGUUGCUCAAGAACUACACCAGCUGGUGCUCUUACCUCAACAAGAAGUCGAAUAUCUGGAUCUCGGAUCGGUCAAACCCGGACGUCCGGCGGGAGCUUUUGUACGUUUCUCUUUACCUUCUAAUUUGGGGUGAGUCGGCCAAUCUGCGGUUUAUGCCCGAGUGUAUCUGUUUCAUCUUCCACAACAUGGCUAUGGAAUUGAACAAGAUUCUUGAGGACUAUAUUGAUGAGAACACUGGGCAGCCUGUGAUGCCGUCUUUCUCUGGGGAGAAUGCCUUUCUCAACUCUGUUGUCAAGCCAAUUCAUGAAACAGUGAAGGCCGAGGUGGAGAACAGUAAGAACGGGACUGCGCCUCACACAUCCUGGAGGAAUUAUGAUGAUAUCAAUGAGUACUUUUGGAGUAGGAGGUGUUUUCAAAAGUUGAAGUGGCCAAUUGAUCUUGGAAGUAAUUUCUUUGUGAUUUCGAGUAAGCAAAAGCAUGUGGGCAAGACUGGGUUUGUAGAGCAGAGGUCGUUUCUUAACUUGUUCCGAAGCUUUGACAGGUUGUUUGUGAUGAUGAUCUUGUUCCUUCAGGCUGCGAUUAUUGUGGGGUGGGAAGAUAAGGACUAUCCAUGGCAUGCAUUGGAGAGUAGGGAUGUUCAGGUUCGGGUUUUGACCAUUUUCUUUACUUGGGCUGGUUUGAGGUUCUUACAGUCACUGCUUGAUAUCGUGUUGCAGUAUAGACUGGUCUCCAGGGAGACUUUGUGGUAUGGGGUUAGAAUGGUGUUGAAAAGUGUUGUAGCUGCUGGGUGGAUUAUCGUGUUUGGGGUAUUCUAUGGAAGGAUUUGGAGCCAAAGAAACCAGGAUAGGCGAUGGUCUGGUGAAGCAAAUCAGAGGGUUCUGACUUUCCUUAAGGUGGCUGGAGUUUUCGUUUUACCUGAGUUACUGGCAGUUGCUCUGUUUAUAAUUCCAUGGGUCAGGAAUUUUCUUGAGAAUACCAAUUGGAGGAUCUUUUACUUGUUAUCAUGGUGGUUCCAGAGUAGGAGUUUUGUGGGCCGCGGUCUAAGGGAAGGACUUGUUGACAAUAUCAAGUACAGUUUGUUCUGGAUUUUGGUGUUGGCCACCAAAUUUAUUUUCAGUUAUUUUCUUCAGAUUAAACCCAUGAUUAAGCCAUCACAAAUGAUGCUGGAUCUCAAGGAUGUCAAGUAUGAAUGGCAUGAGUUUUUCAGUAACAGCAACAGGUUUGCAGUCGGAUUGUUGUGGCUUCCUGUGGUUUUAAUCUACUUAAUGGACUUGCAGAUUUGGUACUCUAUCUAUUCCUCGUUUGUAGGGGCGGCAGUGGGUCUGUUUGCUCAUUUGGGUGAGAUUCGAAACAUUCCACAGUUGAGGUUAAGGUUUCAGUUCUUUGCUAGUGCAAUCCAGUUUAAUUUGAUGCCGGAAGAGCAGCUGCUGAAUGCUAGGGGAACAUUGAAGAGCAAGUUCAAAGAUUCCAUUCAUCGCUUAAAGUUGAGAUAUGGGCUUGGUAGGCCUUAUAAGAAGCUGGAGUCAAACCAGGUCGAGGCAAACAAGUUUGCUCUAGUGUGGAAUGAGAUUAUAAUGAUUUUCAGGGAAGAGGAUAUCAUCUCUGAUCGUGAUCUUGAAUUGUUAGAGUUGCCUCAGAAUUCUUGGAAUGUAAGGGUUAUUCGCUGGCCAUGUUUCCUCCUUUGCAAUGAGUUGCUACUUGCCCUUGGUCAAGCGAAAGAGCUGGUAGAUGCUCCUGACAAAUGGCUUUGGUACAAAAUAAGCAAGAACGAGUACAGGCGUUGUGCAGUUGUAGAAGCUUAUGACAGUGUUAAGCACUUAUUACUUGAGAUCAUCAAGGUUAACACUGAAGAGCAUUCAAUACUGACUGUUUUGUUCCAGGAAAUUGAUCACUCACUGCAGAUUGAAAAAUUCACCAAGACUUUCAAGAUGACUACACUGCCUAAUUUCCAUGCCAAGUUGAUAAAACUUGUUGAUCUGUUGAAGAAACCAACCAAGGAUGUGAACCAGAUUGUGAAUACACUGCAGGCUCUCUAUGAGAUUGCUGUACGGGAUUUUUUCAAAGACAAGAGGAGUAUCGAACAGCUGAAGGAGGAUGGUCUAGUUCCUCGUGAUCCUGCUGCCAUGGCUGGGCAUCUCUUUGAGAAUGCUGUUGAGCUUCCGGAUCCUGCCGAUGAGACUUUCUAUAGGAAUGUUAGGCGUUUGCACACCAUCCUUACCUCUAGAGAUUCAAUGCACAAUGUUCCAACAAAUCUAGAGGCGAGGCGUCGAAUUGCCUUUUUCAGCAACUCAUUGUUCAUGAACAUACCACACGCUCCCCAAGUAGAAAAGAUGAUGGCUUUUAGUGUCCUGACUCCAUACUACAGUGAGGACGUAAUAUACAGCAGAGAACAACUUCGGACAGAGAAUGAGGAUGGUAUUUCCACAUUGUACUACUUGCAAACAAUUUAUGAUGAUGAAUGGAAAAAUUUUAUGGAGAGGAUGCGGCGAGAAGGAAUGGUAAAAGAUCAUGAGAUAUGGACUACCAAGUUGAGAGAUCUUAGGCUCUGGGCAUCUUACAGAGGGCAGACACUUUCCCGCACUGUGAGAGGAAUGAUGUACUACUAUCGUGCUCUUAAGAUGCUUGCUUUUCUUGAUUCUGCCUCAGAGAUGGACAUUAGAGAAGGUGCAAGGGAACUUGGUUCAAUGCGAAGGGAUGGUCGCCUGGAUGGCUUGGGGUCUAAAAGGCUUCCUUCUACAAGGAGCUUGAGCAGAAAUAGCAGCUCAGUAAGUUUGUUGUUUAAAGGGCAUGAGUAUGGGACAGCUAUGAUGAAAUACACUUACGUGGUUGCCUGUCAGAUAUAUGGUACUCAGAAGGCGAAGAAGGACCCACAUGCAGAUGAAAUUUUGUACUUGAUGCAAAAUAAUGAUGCUCUUCGUGUAGCCUAUGUGGACGAGGUAAAUUCAGGAAGGGAUAUGAAGGAGUAUUAUUCUGUGCUUGUUAAGUAUGAUGCUCAGUUGGGGAGAGAAGUGGAAAUCUAUAGGGUGAAGCUGCCCGGGCCCUUGAAACUUGGAGAAGGGAAACCAGAGAAUCAAAAUCAUGCUCUCAUCUUUACCCGUGGCGAUGCAGUGCAGACUAUUGAUAUGAACCAGGAUAGUUAUUUUGAAGAGGCUCUCAAAAUGCGAAAUCUUUUGGAAGAAUACAAGCAAUACUAUGGCAUUAGGAAGCCUACUAUCUUGGGGGUCAGAGAACACAUUUUUACUGGUUCUGUAUCGUCACUGGCUUGGUUUAUGUCUGCACAGGAAACAAGUUUUGUUACUUUGGGGCAGCGUGUCUUGGCAAAUCCUCUGAAAGUCAGAAUGCACUAUGGUCAUCCAGAUGUCUUUGACAGAUUUUGGUUCUUGACUCGUGGUGGGCUCAGUAAAGCUUCCCGGGUGAUUAACAUUAGUGAGGACAUAUUUGCUGGAUUUAAUUGUACAUUGCGAGGUGGGAAUGUCACCCAUCACGAAUACAUGCAGGUCGGAAAGGGAAGGGAUGUUGGUCUUAAUCAAAUAUCUAUGUUUGAGGCUAAGGUUGCUAGUGGAAAUGGUGAGCAGGUUCUUAGCAGAGAUGUCUACAGGUUGGGACACCGGUUGGAUUUCUUCAGGAUGCUGUCGUUCUUCUAUACUACUGUGGGAUUCUUUUUUAACACCAUGAUGGUAAUCCUGACUGUGUAUGCAUUCUUAUGGGGCCGACUCUAUCUGGCUCUCAGUGGUGUUGAGGGUUCUGCUUUGGCCAACAGCAGUAGCAAUAAAGCGCUGGGUGCCAUUUUGAAUCAGCAGUUUAUCAUCCAACUGGGUAUCUUUACUGCCCUUCCGAUGAUUGUGGAGAACUCUCUUGAACAAGGGUUUCUCCAAGCUAUUUGGGAUUUCUUUACUAUGCAGCUCCAGCUUUCAUCUGUGUUCUACUCAUUCUCCAUGGGAACUCGAUCACAUUACUUUGGCCGUACUAUUCUCCAUGGUGGAGCGAAGUACAGAGCAACUGGACGUGGAUUUGUUGUGCAGCACAAGAGCUUUGCUGAGAAUUACCGACUCUAUGCUCGUAGCCAUUUCAUCAAGGCAAUUGAAUUGGGGUUGAUCCUCACAAUUUAUGCUUCGCACAGUCCUGUUGCUAAGGAUACAUUUGUAUACAUAGCACUGACCAUCUCCAGUUGGUUCUUGGUGGUGUCUUGGAUAAUGGCUCCAUUCGUGUUCAAUCCAUCUGGGUUUGACUGGUUGAAGGCAGUGUACGACUUUGAUGGUUUCAUGAACUGGAUUUGGUAUAAAGGCGGUGUGUUUGCUAAAGCUGAACAAAGCUGGGAAAAAUGGUGGUAUGAGGAGCAAGAUCAUCUGAGAACUACUGGGCUUCUGGGGAAGUGUGUGGAGAUUGUUUUGGACCUUCGGUUCUUCUUUUUCCAGUUUGGCAUUGUCUACCAACUGGGGAUUGCAGCUAACAGCACCAGUAUUGCUGUAUACUUGUUGUCUUGGAUAUAUGUCUUUGUUGUUGUGGCUCUAUAUGUGCUAGUAGCUUAUGCACAUGAGAAGUAUGCUGCCAAAGAACACAUCUACUACCGGCUGGUCCAGUUUCUUGUCAUUGUGCUUGCCGUGCUUGUGAUAAUUGGGCUGUUGGAAUUCACAUCUUUCAGAUUUGUUGACCUCUUCACCAGCUUAUUGGCUUUUAUCCCCACUGGUUGGGGCAUGCUUUUGAUAGCCCAAGUAUUUAGACCGAUGUUGCAGUCCACCAUUCUGUGGGAGUUGGUGGUUUCAGUAUCUCGGCUAUACGACAUAAUGUUUGGAGUGAUUGUUAUGACUCCAGUUGCAUUCUUGUCAUGGAUGCCUGGAUUCCAAGCCAUGCAGACAAGGAUACUGUUCAAUGAAGCAUUCAGUAGAGGUCUCCGAAUUAUGCAGAUUGUCACCGGGAAGAAAUCUAUGAUUUGAGGUAAAGCUACUAACUUCUCUGUGGCCAAUGUCUUAUUAACUAGUUGCCUGAUAUUUGCCUAUAUCACCGCAAGGCAUAUUACCAAAUUGGCGAAGUAGGAGGCUCUAUCUUCGUUUCUUCAACUGUCUCCCGACUUCCUUGGGAACUAGAGUAGAGAAAAUGUGUAUUCUAGCUUCUUACAAUUCCUGCUAUAACAACCUUAUUACUGCAGUAGAUUUAGAUCUCAAGCUGAUACUGUAGUUACUUGGUUAUUACGAAUAAACUCAAACUGAAUGGAUAAGCUCGCAUGUCUGUUGCAGGCUGCAGUGAAGUGGGGGGAACGAUGGUGGAGAGGUAGAUUUGAUUUUGAUUCUUUGAUGUGGAGCGUCUCUCUAUAUUUUAACAUGUGAGUGCUCCAUGUGUGUUGCUAGUGGUUUCAAGUAUCUUUUUUGUAGCUGGCUGAUUCCAGAGCUGAUGUUGUUCAUUCUGCUAAUUUUUCCUACCAGGUUACUCCAGACAGCAUUUUGAGGUACAUAGUUUUUGCUUGCUUAUUCAUGCACUGAGAACUAGCCACUAGUGAUUUGAUUGAUGGAUUAUGCAAGAGUCAGAUUUGGAAUGAGAUCCAGUAGCUUGCCUUAGCUGGAAGACAAAUACAUCGAGCAGAUUUUGGAAAGAGUUCAAUUUGCUUCCAUCUGGUAAAUGGGUGAUAGACUUUGAGGGGGAAUUCUUUUGUUCAGUUGCGUUAAUGUUGUUUUAUUUAUUCCAAGUCAAAUAGUGAAUGCAGCCUCCAGCUAGGGAUCCAAAUUCUUCUCUGCAUUUUCUUCACCUUCAGCUCGUCUUCUGUCGUGCUCUAGUUUAGCAGUAGUGAGCAUAAUUUUUGUACUGGAAGCGAGGGGAUUAUGGUCAACCUCAAGUAGGAAAACAUUUUUUGUACUUCUUUCACCGAAUUUACUCCCAUUUGGUCGAAGGUGGGACUCCCAGUCCUAGCUACCAAAUUUACUUCAACUCCGACUGGAGAAGCGAAGGUCGAUUGGUACGAGUUAGGUUAGCGCCAUUUGACGGCUGUCAAAUUAACAAUUAACUAGCUUAUACCCGUCCGUUGGUCGGAAUAUUUUGAGAUAUCUAUUUCGAUGAUAUAUCUUGAUUAGGGGUGUCCAUUCGGGUUCGGUUUUUCGGGUUUACCCGAAACCGACCCGAUUAUAUAUUUUUUUGGUUUUUCGGGUUUGGGUUUGUUUCGGGUUUUGGGUUUUUAGGUUUCGGGUUCGGUUUUACUUAUCGAUUUUUCGGGUUCCUGCUAAAAACCUCCAAUGAACAGAACUCAACUCGUAUUCUUAGGCGUUCGGGUUUUCGGGUUUCGGUUUUGCUUUAACCGAACACGAUAAGAAAUUUUCGGGUUUCGGGUAACCGGAACCCGCAAGUCCUUAUCGGUUUCGGAUUCAGUUUUAGUGAUUUUUGGUUUCGGGUUUUUGGUUUUCUCGGGUUUCAGUUCGGGUAACCGAACCCGACCCGAACUGACACCCCUAAUCUUGAUAAAUAGUUAAAUAGAUUUUGUUUGGAACUAAUAGUUGACUUUUUAUAAUCGAGAUUGAUAUUAUUAAAACAUGAUAAAUAAAACUCAAUUCUUAGUAUUAAAGCAAUCAUAUGAAUUAAUAUAUUGAGAGUUUAAUUUGUAUACCUUGAACCUUAUUGAUGAAUGGUGUUCUCACUUAUCAUAAUCAAUUCCUUGAUGAAAAGUUUUAUACUUGAUUGGGAUUUUUUUUCUCAAUUAAUAGGUUUGUACAUGAUUCCCUUUGGAGUUUGGACAGAUAACAUGAAGAGUGAAUACUUUGAAGUCAGGACAUAUAGACUGGAAAUAAGAACAAUGUAAACAC